This is a messenger RNA of Ceratotherium simum simum (southern white rhinoceros), 2756 nucleotides long. Lineage: Eukaryota; Metazoa; Chordata; Mammalia; Perissodactyla; Rhinocerotidae. The record is from RefSeq and is a predicted model, not a curated record.
GAAGGACGGGCCGUCUCUCCGCGCGUUUGUUCCGACCCUUGAUCCCCGUCGUGGGACGGGCGGCCCUGCGCGGAGCUGUCCGCCGGGGCUACGCUCUUUCCCAGGCAUUCGCGCCCGCCCUCCGUCCUCGGGGGCCCCGGAGGCGGCCUCCUGAGCCUUGCGCGGGUUUUUACACGGGGAGGCUGGGGCUCGGAGGCGACAGUCAGCCCGACGGCACCCGGCCCAGUGGAGGUGGGGUGUUUCGGCUGAGGCCGCCGGGCCCGCCCCGUUCGCCCGCUUCUCGCGGGCCGCGUUCUGCUCACAGGAUCCCAUGGCGGCCGCGGCGCUGAUGGACCGGGCUCGGGGCUGUGUGACCUUUGAGGAUGUGUUCGUGUACUUCUCCCGGGAGGAGUGGGAGCUCCUUGAGGAGGCUCAGAGACUCCUGUACCGUGAUGUGAUGCUGGAGAACUUCGCACUUGUGGCCUCACUGGGUUCUUGGUGUGAAGCUGACAGUGAGGAGGCCCCUUCUGAGCAGAGUGUUUCUGUAGCAGUGUUGCCGGUCAGGACUCCAACAUCAGGUUUGUUUAUCGAGAAAGCCCUCCCGUGGGAGAUGUGUGACCUACUCUUGAAAGACAUUUUGCACCUGCCUCAACACCAGGAAUCACACCCCACACAGAAACUGCUUGCACGUGGCCGAUUUGGGAGAGGAUUCUUGUUCAGUCCAAACUUUGACCAGCACCAGAGUCGAUAUAGUAGGGAGAAUCCCUUCAGAGAGGAUGAUGGUGGGGCCUCAUUUGUGAAGAGCUGUGCAGUCCGUGUGUUAGGGAGACCCUUUACUUGCUGGGAGGAAGUGAUGGACUUGCCGGACAACUCUGGCCUCUUCCAGCACCAGACCACUCACAGUGGGAUGAGUCCAUACAAAAGGACUGGGUUCAUGGAGUCUCUCCCACACAGCUCCAGUCUCGGGGGACACCAGGGAGACCAUGAUGACCUGAUGCUUUUCAAUUGCAGUGACAAUGGGAAAGCCUUCCAGAACACGUUCACUCUCCUCAACAACCAGAUAACUCACACUGAAGUGAUACCCUUUAAACGCCUACCACGUGGAAAUAUGUCCAAGGAGAAAUCAGCUCUUCCUCAUCACAGAAAAAUUCACAGUGGAGAAACAUCACAUAUGUGUAAGGAGUGUGGAAAGGCCUUCAUUCACCUGUCCCACCUAAAAAUGCACCAGAAAUUUCACACUGGAAAAAGACAUUAUACAUGCAGCGAAUGUGGGAAGGGCUUCAGUCGGAAAGACACACUUGUUCAGCACCAGAAAGUUCACACUGGUGAAAGGUCAUAUGACUGCAGCGAAUGUGGAAAAGCCUACAGUAGAAGCUCCCACCUUGUUCAGCACCAGAGAAUUCACACCGGGGAAAGGCCUUAUAAGUGCAGUGAAUGUGGAAAAGCUUUCAGCCGUAAAGACACACUUGUUCAGCACCAGAGAUUUCAUACUGGAGAAAGACCUUACGAGUGCAGUGAAUGUGGGAAAUUCUUUAGCCAAAGCUCCCACCUUAUUGAGCACUGGAGAAUUCACACUGGUGCAAGGCCUUAUGAAUGCAUUGAAUGUGGGAAAUUCUUUAGCCAUAACUCCAGCCUUAUUAAACAUCGGAGAGUCCACACAGGAGCAAGGUCUUAUGUGUGCGGCAAAUGUGGGAAGGCUUUCAGCUGCAAAGACACACUCGUUCAGCACCAGAUAAUACACACUGGAGCAAGGCCUUAUGAGUGCAGCGAAUGUGGGAAGGCCUUCAGCCGUAAAGACACACUUGUGCAGCACCAGAAAAUCCACACUGGGGAAAGGCCGUAUGAGUGUGGUGAAUGUGGGAAAUUCUUUAGCCAUAGCUCCAACCUGAUUGUACACCAGAGAAUUCACACUGGAGCAAAGCCUUAUGAAUGCAGCGAAUGUGGGAAAUGCUUUAGCCACAACUCCAGCCUCAUUCUACACCAGAGAGUUCACACUGGAGCAAGGCCUUAUGUGUGCAGUGAAUGUGGAAAAGCUUACAUUAGUAGCUCCCACCUUGUUCAACACAGGAAAGUUCACACUGGAGCCAGACCUUAUGAGUGCAGUGAAUGUGGGAAAUUCUUUAGCCGCAAUUCUAGCCUCAUUCUACACCAGAGAGUUCACACUGGAGAAAAGCCAUAUGUGUGCAGUGAAUGUGGGAAAGCCUACAGCAGAAGCUCCCAUCUUGUUCGGCACCAGAAAGUUCACACUGGAGAAAGGCCUCAUGAAUGCAACAGUUUUGGCAGCCCUUUAGCUCUUAAACUUGUUUAGCACCAGAAAGUUCACACUAGCAAAAGGCCGUAUGAGUACAGAAAAUGUGCUGUGUCCUUGUUCAACCUAAUAGGACUCACACCAGAGAAAAGCUCUGUGAGUACCCUUCGUGAGGGAGCCAUCAGCCAAUAGGUGAAUCUUGUACAUUCAUAAUCCACCCUGGGGAGAUUCCCAAUAAGUACCACAUAGGUGGGAAGCUUUCCUGAGGUGUGUUGCACUUCCUAAACUGUUUGGGGCUCUUGACAGUGUUAUAUCUCUACCAGUGCCUGUGGCAGAAGCCAACUCAUUGCCUCAGCUUUCAGGAUGGCACAGUGUGUGUCAAUCAGUCCAAUAUGCUCAGGGAAGGCAGACCCCUGUGCCCUCUCUCCUAGUCCCUGGAGGAAUCGUGUUUGGAGCCCAUUGACAGGCCUCAUUUCCGCCCCCACGGCUGGGUUCUGAGUGAACCUGAUCUUGCUCUGGCCAAAAGGAU